This is a messenger RNA of Porites evermanni, 7335 nucleotides long. The record is from the annotation of a GenBank genome assembly. NCBI's taxonomy places the organism in Eukaryota, Metazoa, Cnidaria, Anthozoa, Scleractinia, Poritidae.
AUGGGACCUCUGCAAGCAUGUAUGGUGACAAUAAUUUUGGUAACUGUAUUAAAGACAACAGAAAGUUGUUCACCAAAGGAGUUCACACUUUAUGACCCAAACAAUCCAGAUGCCCAAGAAACUUGCAAAAGAUGUCAAACAUGUCCACCUGGACAAGGGCUCGAAAAACAAUGUGGAUCCAGAGUUCCAAAUGGAACAUCUACAGGAUGCAAGCCUUGUGUGUACAAUGAGACAUAUAGUGAGAAAAAUGACACUUCCUACUGUAAAUCUUGCAAUCAUUGUGGGUUUAAAAUUGAGCUACAGAAAUGCACCCCUUGGCAAAACAGUAUGUGUGCAGCUGCAUGUAGGUCAGGGUAUUACAUGGAUACUGUUGUUGAUGAAUGUAAAGUUGUACCUGAAAAUAAAACAGCUACUGCAAUCCUUGCUUCAAGAAAUUCAACCAAUGAGCCUUCAGGUAUGAUGGCAACUUCAGAUACAAAGUCUCCAGGUACUACUACAGCCACUGUCAACACAUCUGGAAUUACCGCUAGCAAUUCAACCUCAGCAGAUUCCAGCAUUAGGGUGAGGUCUACACCACUGGAAGACGAUCAAUCAACAGAUCAAGAUUCUAAAGAUUUCAAGAAAAUAGCAAUUAUUGUAGGAUGUACAUGUGGAGCAGCCUUCACCAUCAUCUUCAUUCUUGCUGCAUAUUUUGGGAUAAAGAAAUACAGAAGCAAAUCAAACAUCCACAACUUUGAUCAUCAUGAUAAAUCAGGUAAUAAUUAUGGAUUAAAGGUAGUUUUAAGUAAAUAAAAACAUCAAACCAGCUAAGAGCCAAGUUUCCAUACAUUAAAAAUUAAAAAAGAAAAAAAAUGCACUAAUUUCAUAAAAAAAAAUAUUGAUCAAUCAAUCAAGUUACCGCAAUAUGUCAAAUCAGUGAUUAACACUUAUUACAGUUAAACGCUAUGCAGUUUGUUUGACUUUCAAAUCAAUUUCUUACAGGUAACAAACUACAACUGAAAGAACAGCUUCCACCCGACAGACCACCUAGGAAAUAUUAUAGUCAAGGUAUUGAUAAAUAAAAAUAUAUAUAUAUAUACUGGAAGUACCAUUUUACCUUUAUAAUUUUCCUUGCUGGACAAAAAUAACACCACAUAAGAGGUAAUUAAUGAAUAUUUGUUGAGUGAGGUUACAUUAUACACUCAAGUGCCAAAAACUUGAAUAAUCAGCAAGCCAGAGGAAAAUUUUGAAUUACUGAUCACAUAAAACAGUUUAAAAACUGGACAACAAUAUUAAGGAUGAAAGCCUUCAGUUUCAGCUAGUGUAUCAGGAAAACAUUUUUGCUGCAACAAUAUGCCAGCAGAAACCGAGUUAACCUUGUUUAUUUUUUAAAUCAUUUUAUAAUUUUAAAAAUGCAAAAACAAAUACUGUGACCCAGGCUGAUUUUUAAUUGAUGAGUCUCAAAGUAGCAAGGAAACAAAAAAUAAAAAUGUCUUUUCAAUUUGUGAAUUCAGUUGAUUCACUUAAGUAUUAAACUGUGGCUGCAACAAUUAACAAAUAUUUAAUAAAUUUUUAUUACACUCUAGAUCUGUAUCACAGAACAUGACGACAGAUUAGUUAAUGUUUUCUUAAUUCCUGUGAGUUACAAUAUACUCUGUCUUAGUUUUUCCUUUCCCUGCUUUCUUGUUGCAUGAAAUAUUUCUUUUUUCUGGUAAACAGCUUGUGACAAAACAAGAACACCACUGCUUGGAGAUCAGAGUAAUACAAACUCCAAUGCCUCUUCAUCUGGUGAGCAUUAUAAGAAGUUUAAAGGAGCUGUGUCACGAAAUUCAGCCAAAUUAGGUUAUUGCAAAAUGCCCGUUAUAAAUUAAGAGAAACAUAAAAAUAACCGCUUAAAAUAGGUUAAAAUAACACAACAGAUACAACAGAUGCCAUGGAUGGGCAAAACUGAAGAAGAUUGAAACGGAUUGAAAUUAGGGAUUUUGAAAACUGUUCAGUCUAACAGUUUUUCAAAGUUUAUCUCUACUGUUGACAGCUUCAAAAAUAAUGCUCAGGGGACAUAUUUGUUUGUCUCUAGUCUCUGAUUUUGUAGCCUGCGAAAACAUCCAUUUCUCCUCGCUCUUCCCCGCUGGGGACGUUUCGCGAGCGGCGAAGAGUGAGGAGAAACGGAUGUUUUCGCAGGCUACUGAUUUUGUCAUUUACAUGUAAUUUCUUUGCCUACUUUAAGUUUCAUAGUGAGUUGAGGGCAAGUAAUUGGCAAAAUAAAACAAAAUGAACUGGAUUGCCGUGACACAACCCCUUUAAUUCAUUUUAAACCCUGCAACCAUCAAAUCAUGAAUAGUAUUUCUGGGUUUUUACUUUGAGUGAAGUGUUUUACAGGGGCACCCAAUGAUGGUUAAAUCCCUCGAAAUGCAUUGAAAACACUUUUUAGGCUAUCCAGAGUACUUUUAGAUAGCUAGAAAUGUAUUUUAAGCAACGCUAAAAAAUUUUUAUCUGUUCAGUCAUGCUAGGACAACUUGAGUCUUUUCAAAAUUACAAGGGCUGAAAAUUUUAGGUGCAAUUUAAAGUAUCACAAAAGUAAGAGUUUUCCUGAUUCCUCUCUCUAUUGCAUUUUCAAAUCUGAAAAUUUUAGGUUUCCUUUUUCUAUGAAAAAUAAUUCAACCUAGAGAGUGAAAUGCGCAAAAUUAAGCUUUAGAAAAUGGUAGGGAAUUUAUUAGAUAAGCUUAAAAACUUGUAAAUGAAUAGAGCGGUUAUCAAGAAAUUUUUUAGCCUUCCUCCAGCUAUAGAAAAUUCUAGGCAAUAUUUUGUUUUUCCGAACAGAUAUUUUACAGAAAACUGUCAGUGGGUACGUGUCCCUGGGUUUACUGACUAAUGAGGCCCCGUUGGGUUAAAAUUCCUGCAAGCUACAUGGCCUUGAAGACAGCAGCAACAGAAGACUAGAUGAAAUAGUGAAAACAAAAUAAAAAUGGUUUAAAUACGGACAAUUACAAGGCCUACUCAAACAAAACUUGCAAUUGUGUUUGAAAUUCAGACUAGGGACAUACGUACCCCCAUAAGAGGGCCUCACUAAAAAUCAGUAAAAAUCCUUCCCUUCCUCUGAUUAACACCGUUUCAUCUCGAGCUAUCUGACAAUAGAGAUCAUUUUUAUGUUUCCCUCUAGCAGCUAAUCCUUAUUAGUGUCUGUAACAAUCCAGUGGUGGAUCCAGGGGAGGGCCCCCUUUAUUUUUAGACCAAACUGAGCCCCCCCCCCCUACCUCAGGGUCUGGACGACUGCCCUGCCCCUCCCCCCCCCCACUCCCUCUUAUCUGAAGUGAAGGUCUGGAUCCGCCACUGCAAUCAGUCUAAACUGCUAGUGUAGUCCAGUAUCUAGCUUUUCAAGUGAUGUGUCUGGCUCACAGCUAGACAGGCACUACACUCCUUAAUAGUGGGAAAAAGGGCAAAUGUUAGGGAUGGGUUAAAAAAUGGGAAAUGGACCAAGGAACUGAGGAGGAGAAGGAGUGCCACCCUUUCCCCUCAUCUCACUCCCCAAUUAAAUUCACCUUGCUUUGCUCGCUGAAUUUUUUGUGCUGUUUACCUUGAUAUUUGCCUUUUUCUUCACUGGGGAGCCUGGUCCUGGACUUCCUGCACAAUGAGCUGGCAGCUAAAUCCUGGGAUUUGCCUGUUAGAAUAUACAGACUUUUUAUUAUUUGACUGGCUUCAUGACCCGGGGGGGUGGGGUACUUCCCUGGGUGGGAAGGUGCGGCACGGCCCCUCAAACCCUGACCCUGUUUAAGACAAAUAUCGCUGAUUUUUCUAACCUGUUUAAGACAGAAUUCCGAUUUUUGUUACCCUGUUUAAGACAUUUAAUUAACAUUAGAGCUUGUAAAAAUUUUGCUGUUUAUCGUCCAAGAAAAGAUAUCCUGUUUAGGACAAAAAUUGAUAAAUCGAUACCCUGAUUAAGACAAAAAAAGAUAAAUUCGAUACCCUGUUUAAGACAAAAAUCCCGAAAAACAUACCCUGGCUGGCCGCACGUCCCCAUUAAGCCCUUAUAAGGGAGUACCGGGCUUCAUGAGUAACUAUGGAAAGGCAAACCUAAUUCUGUGUUCGAAUUAACAAGUCAGCUACAAUUUUCCAUGGUCUGUACUCUUAGUAAUGACGUCAAAAUGCUCACAACUCAAGUGGAACCACAAGUCACAGGCGAGUGGUUUCACUGCAAUAAGAUUAGGAUUUUAUGGGGUUGCAAAAUGCAAACAUGGUCAAAGGUGUAGGCUGAGGGUUAAGCAUUUAAGCUAAACAUUCCUAGGUACGGAUGAAAAAGCUGUGCAAAUCAAAAAAUCAACUCUAGCCAGAAAUAGAAGCAAACUUUUGGAAGCCGAAAACUCGCUUUUCUUACAUUUUGAGUCAUUUUGGACAAGAAAACAGACCGUGACUCAAGCUACAAAAGUGCAAUUUCAAGAAACCCAAAUUGCGAAUACGGCUGUACUGUGCUCCCACUCUAUAGACAGUAGAUAGACAGUAGGUAUAAACGUGUUCCUUUUUAAGGUCCUGUAGUGUUAAAUAAAACAAUAUCAAUACUCACAUAUUUACCAUAAUUGUUGGUUCGUCCUACUGUAGCCGCCAUGUAACGCAAAAUAGUGCGUGUGUAACACGUGAUUAAGUUGCGUCGAGAACAGGGGAGGGGAGUCCAGGGGACUCGCCGCAAGGAAACGUGGCGGGAGCCGCGUAAAUCGGCUCUUGCAUACGCAGGUGUUCAUUGAAACUCUUCGAUAUUUCUGUGUAAUUCCAUUUUAACUGAAGAAACCUCGCUGUAGUCUGUUUUUAAAGUCACACAACUGAGGUGAUUUCUUUCAGGUUCCCUUUUUAUUUCCACCACAAAACUGACACAUACAACUUUCUUUUCACUACAUUUCUUCCUUCGCAGAAACCCUGCAAGACAAGGUAACCAGUGAAGUAUGUGCUCAUAAAAAUGGCGAGCUAGAUGUUCAACAAAUACCAGAAGGUAUACCGAAAUUUAGCAGUUAUUGAGAUUCGACGUCCUCAUUAUUCAUUUUGAUUUUUAACUUUUCUUUUGAGUUUUGGAUUGCUUAGAGGUAAUCAUGAUUGCUCACGGCACAAUGUAGGACAUAUAUGCUGAAGUCCUUGUAUAAAAUGCGCCUCGGUUAAGUUAAUGCUUCUGAUAACCUUGCAGCUGUGCUGCUCGAGGUGAUUUCAACCCUUGACUGAGUGAAGGGGAACCGACAGCGCUCUCUGACCUACCUACUCGGCUUUCGUCGCUUAAAAAAAAGUCGACUUGUGGACCUUGGAUUAGGUCUACUGAGAAGCCCUCACCCAGAUACUGUUUGCUUCUUUGCGUCCAAAAAUGUCAGUGGUGGACACGGUACAACUAAGCCAGUGAUGCAACCAGGAUAGUUUUGACGCCUCGUCCACACGUAUCCAGAUAUUUGGGAAAACAGAUAUUUUUCCAGUCAUUUGCAAGACUCUGAAGCCAGCCUUUCGAAAUGUUAGCAAAAAAUAUAUAUAUACUCCCAACUGACAAAUCAGCCUUGCUUCUUUCUGUUGUUCGGAUAUUUUCACUCCGUUUUCCAAAAAGUAUGUAUCCAUACUUAACGUACUCAAAUUGUUUUCGUCCAUUUUGAAGAAACGCAAAAACGAGAGAGAGCCCCGGUAUGACGUAUGACAUCAUCGUUCGUCCACAUGCACGAAACGGCAAUCAAGCGUUUUCAAAAACCUGCGAUUUUGGUGCCCGAAAACGCCGUUUGCAUGGAUACGGAAGGCUAAAAAGAAGAAAAAAAAAUUCUUAAAAAAAAGAGUGUGAUAGGGCCUAAUUUACUGUAAUAGAGUCUGCGGACCUUGUGGUCCCUGCCCAGGAAAUGGCAAAGUCACCCACAUCAUGUCUUGGAGCGAUUUUCGAAUUACCUUGAAAUGAAAACGCGCGAACAAAACAGAAACAAACAAACGGAAAUAGAGCGAUUUGAUUGGUUUAUCGAACGGAUACAAACGCGCGAAAUCAAUCGAUACUUUCGCUUUGACGGCAUACCGCAAAACGAUUGGCCAAUCGAACAAUGCCAUCUCCAUAGCGCGAUUUUCGUGUGACCUUGAAAUGAAAAAGCGCGAACAAAACAGGAACAAUGAACGAACGGAAAUAGAGCAAUUUGAUUGGUUUAUCGAACGGAUACAAACGUGCGUGGCUUUUGGUUGGUUAAGCGAACGCUCGGGUGAAAAAACUUCAUGCCCGAGAAAUUUCUAGAAAUCAUGCGAUACUUUGCUUUGACGUCAUACUGCAACGCGAUUGGCCAAUCGCACAGUGCCUUCCCCUUAUUAGGGUUUUCUUUAGCGGGAAAACGAAGAGAGAGAAAUCUUUUCACCCACUGGCUGACAAAGCAAAUAACGAAUACUUCGCGAAAUCAUUUUUCAAGGUCAUACGAAAGUCGCUCUAUUAGGGUUUUCUUUGGCUGGAAAACGAAGAGGUCAUGUUUUGAUCUUUUUAUCAGUUGGCUUAUAAAACAAAUAACGAAUACUUUAAUACGGAAGCCAUUUUUCAAGGUCAUAGGAAAAUCGCUCUUGAGAUCACGAAAGCGAGACGAAAGCCUCGCCCUAUGUAAGGAUAUCCUAGACAAUGUUGGUUUCUGGAUACCACACCAGGUAGUGGAUUCCGGAUUCUUUGUCAGUGGAACUUGUAUGAUCCGGAUACCAAUCGUUAGUGGUAUCCGUAUUAUUGCUAGAGCUGUAUUCCGGAUUCAAAGCCCAAGAUUCCAGAUACCACAAGCGAAAAGCCUGAACUCAGGUUACCCAAAUAGUGAAGUCACGCCAUUUCAUAGCUCUUAUGACACCAAGUUUUCCCUUUGUAAAGUCUUUCUCACAUUCAUUACUACCCUUUUCGCGAGUAUUAAAUUUCGCGAAGAAUGAGCCAUUAAUUCGCGACUUUUAGGGUUUCCACUUUGGAUUUCGCGAGUAACAAACUUCGCGAUUUUUCCCAAAUCGCGAAAUUUAUAAGUGAGAAUAAGGCACUGAACUGCUUGGCUUUUCUGUGUUUUUCUUUCAGAUCUCCGUAUCUCGGCUAUGGAAAAGUUAAGAGAUCAUGAUAAGCAAUUGAUGUUAUUCUACGUCCAAGACAAAAUGGACUUUCCCGAGACAAUUCAAGUUAAAACGUGGUACAGCGUUGGACUGGCGUUAAACGCGGAUACUGGAGUAUUGAAUAGCAUUGAAACAUGCUAUCGAUCAAACCAAAGUCCAACGCAUUCUCUUAUUUCCUAUUUUAAGACUCUAGGUGAAAAAGAACCUAGUAUGAGAGAUUUUGUGGACGCAUUACGCCAGUGUAAGAGACACGACGUGGCCUAUAAAAUUUGCCAUUGGCCUUGCUGGCAACUUAAUGACUAA